Molecule: messenger RNA, 1516 nt
Organism: Salarias fasciatus (jewelled blenny)
Lineage: Eukaryota; Metazoa; Chordata; Actinopteri; Blenniiformes; Blenniidae
Gene: lrrc34
Product: leucine rich repeat containing 34
Exons: 11
Coding region: 2-1516 (504 amino acids)
Molecular function (GO): protein binding
Source: RefSeq, a predicted model, not a curated record
GAUGGCGGAGGAAGGUCUUUCCGGGGUUUCCGAAGCGGUUUGUCCUGAAAAUAAUACCGAGGCCGUCCCGGAGGUUUUGCGGGAGGCGGAAGGUUCCGGGAAGUCCACCUGGAACCUGACAGGAAGCAGCAGACAGAGACCUGUUCGGAGACUCGGUGACGCCGACAUCCCCGCUGUGACCCGACGUGUGAAACACUGCGAGCAUGUGACGGGCCUGGACCUGAGCUACAACGACGUGGGAGACGAGGGGGCGGGGCUUCUGGCUGACCUGCUGCAGGACAGUUCGGCUCUGCUCUCCCUGGACCUGACCUUUAACCUCCUGCAGACGGGCGGAGCUAAGUCGCUGGCUGCCGCCCUGCAGAGCAACAGCAGCCUGCUGUCCCUCACGCUGUCCGGGAACCAGAUCGGUCCUGGAGGGGGCGUGGCCAUGGCGGCAAUGCUGCAGGUCAACAACACACUGCAGGAGCUGCAGCUGGCCGACUGCCACCUGGACACUCAGGGCGUGGUCGCCCUCAGCGUGGCGCUGACGGCCAACCGCGGCGUCCGAAGCGUGGACGUCAGCGGCUCGCCGCCCUGCAGCCUCCAGGAGGAGUGGGCGGGGCAUGUGGCCCACAUGCUGGCGGUCAACGGCAGCCUGCUGGAGCUCCACCUGGGGAGGGCGGGGCUGAGCGACAGCGGGGCGGAGCUGCUGGCCGAGGGCCUGAAGGAGAACCACUGCCUGAGGUACCUGGACCUGCGCUGUAACCGUGUGACCGCUGACGGUGUGCGUCUCCUUGCCGACCUGCUGAAGUACAACCGGAGCCUGGAGAUCCUCGACCUGUCGUCCAAUCGGAUGGAGGACGAAGGCGCCGCCCACCUGAGCGACUCCCUCAGGAGGCCGGGCUGCUGCCUGAAGGAGCUGUCAGUGUGUAGGAACAACAUGGGUUCUCAGGGUCUUCGGUGUCUGUGUGAAGCACUGAAGACCAGCAGGACUGUGACUCACCUGUUCCUGUGGGGGAACCUGCUGGACGAGGCCGUCUGUCAGCUCGUCUCCCAGCUGAUGUCCAGCGGCCGCCUGCUGCCAGAGAACACAGACGUCAGUCCCUACCUGGUGGACGGCCGAGUGUUCCUGGCUGAAGGUCCCCACUGUCUGAGGAAACGUCUCCACCGCACACACACUGAGGAAACGUCUCCACCGCACACACAGACAGUGUGUGAGGCGUGGAACCGUGUGUUCCUGAGCAUGGGGAACGUGUGUGAGGCGUGGAACCGUGUGUUCCUGAGCAUGGGGAACGUGUGUGAGGCGUGGAACCGUGUGUUCCUGAGCAUGGGGAACGUGUGUGAGGCGUGGAACCGUGUGUUCCUGAGCAUGGGGAACGUGUGUGAGGCGUGGAAUCGUCGCCUGGUAAAGAGCACCCAAGCGUUCAGCGGGAGGCGUGGCAGACAGCGCCACCUGGGCGUGCAGAGCGGGACCCGCAUCCCGACGAGCCCAGCCACCCCGAAGCGCCGCCGCCGCCAGAUGGACCUGACGCUGUGA